This is a messenger RNA of Vespula vulgaris, 1501 nucleotides long. It is a transcript of the gene Vsp37A, whose product is annotated as vacuolar protein sorting-associated protein 37A. NCBI's taxonomy places the organism in Eukaryota, Metazoa, Arthropoda, Insecta, Hymenoptera, Vespidae. Gene Ontology annotation, biological process: protein targeting to membrane; ubiquitin-dependent protein catabolic process via the multivesicular body sorting pathway; protein targeting to vacuole. Gene Ontology annotation, cellular component: ESCRT I complex. The record is from RefSeq and is a predicted model, not a curated record. Bases 154 to 1419 code for a protein of 421 amino acids. The transcript is spliced from 5 exons.
GUAUAUGACUAUAUACGUAUAUAUGUUCCAGAGAAUAUUUCUUAGUUCCUACACAAGCUUAGCGAGGUUAAAACAGCUGUUUCUACUGGAUGGUUGCAUUGACAGGGAGAUCGACAGUUAAGCGAAUGAUUUAUCCAAAAUUAGUUCUCUUAAAUGAUAUCGCGAAUAUUCCGUGGAGAAAAUGAAAAUGUCGCUGUUAAGAGAAAACGUCAAAUCGACACCUUGAAAAUUUUUAACGACAAUGUAGCAGAAUUGCGAGAAGAUGUGGAAUAUCAAGUACAAUUUAAUGCUGGAGAAAGGCGUAUGGCUAUCAUGGUUUCUUUGUCACCAGAAUUUCCGCUUGAAAAACCAGUUCUUAGAGUUUCCCCGCCGAUAAAUCAUCCUUGGUGUAAUGAACACAGUGAAAUCAUUAGUGCACCAGGAUUACUUAAUUUUACAGUGCAUAGUGAUCUUGGUCGUGUUGUUCAAGCUAUCAUUAGAGAAUUCAGUAAAAAUCCGCCUCAGGUAAUAGAAUAUGUUUCGCCUGGAUCUGCCAAAUCACAUAGAGACUUACAAGAAAGAAAUUCACCAUCUUACUCGCUCCAACAGUAUGCAGAUAUUCCACCUACUUCUUACAACUCAUAUUAUAAUACACAGUUUCCACAGUAUUCAACCUCUGGUACAAAUCCUUGCAUUUAUAACUAUAAUAAUACAAAUUCUGGCAGUACAUAUGUCACAGACAACCAGUCAAAAACAUUUGGCUCUACAUCACAGCAUUCAACAUUUAUUUCAUCCUCAAGAAGUAAUACACUUCACAAUGCCAGCCCUUCUCGAUAUACAACAAAUCAACAAAGAACAGCAUACCUUAACUCACAUUAUGCAAAUACUAACUAUCAUGCAACGUUACCAAGCUGUGCACAAGCAAAAGCUGUGCAAAGUUUUGUAUUUCCUGAACUAAAUAAUUUGUCCAAUGAGGAAUUGAAAAAACUUAAUGAAGAUGAAGAUAGGCAGGAUGAAUUUCUUGAAAAACAUUCCCAAUUAAAGGAUGUUAAUAUGGCUAUUGAAGAUACUAUUGAUUGGGUAGAAAAGACAGCAGCCAAUGUAGCAAAGGAACCUGAAUUAAAACAAUUACAAGCUAAUGUUGCAGAAAAAAUACGAACGGUAGCUGUAUUAAAAGCUAGAUAUGACCAACUAAUACAACGAUACAAUAAAUUGUCAGAAAUCUUCACACCAGAUCAGAUAAAAGAAUGCCUAAGGCAAGCAGCGGAUGAAAGUCACGAAGAAAGUGAAAAAAUCGCGGAAGAUUUUCUAAAUGGAAAAGUUGACGUAGAGCGAUUUCUUAGCACGUAUAUCGAAUGUCGGAAACUAGGACAAGCAAGAAGGACUAAAGAAGAAAAAUUGGCCCAUCAAUUGAACGAAUUGAAACGAGCUGGUUAUUGAAUUAAUAUAUAAUCAUUUUUUCUAUGAAACGAACAAAUUGUAAAUAAUCUCUAGAUAAAUUAAAUAAUAAUUUGAACUCGAA